Messenger RNA from Cladophialophora yegresii CBS 114405, 1599 nucleotides. RefSeq lists its product as uncharacterized. Bases 1 to 1599 code for a protein of 532 amino acids. The transcript has a single exon. The record is from RefSeq and is a predicted model, not a curated record. Lineage: Eukaryota; Fungi; Ascomycota; Eurotiomycetes; Chaetothyriales; Herpotrichiellaceae. Gene Ontology annotation, biological process: microtubule-based movement.
AUGGCAUCGACCGUCGCCUCCGCCAUCCGGCCAGGUCUACGCGAAGGAACCUCACGCCAACAAUCCGGCUCUCCUCACACCCCCACCGGCCGCUUUGUCUCCUCCGCCCAGUCCUCACCGGGGUCGUACUCGUUCCGCGCCGAAGAAGACCCCAUCAUCAUUGAGCUCGAUCCGCGCGGCCUGAGCGCCGGAUUUCAGGGUGAAAGCGGUCCGCAAUGCUACAUUCCCUUCUCGCCUCAGAACUCCCAACGAGUAGGCGAUUAUCGCAUUUUCUUGCCUGGAUUUCGAAGACGCAGGGAAGAUAUAGCGCUCAAGAGUAGCGAGUAUGAGCUAUGGCGGAAUGACCUGACAGAUGUUGAUCUGGGGCUGCUGGAGGAUAAGCUGGAGCGAGCAGUACGGGAGGCAUACAACAAGCAUCUCCUGGUGGAUGCCGGUGCUGCGAGAUUAGUGCUGGUGUUACCUUCGCUGGUGCCACAUCCGGUACUCUCUACCAUCCUUACGCUGUUCUUCGAGCGAUGGAAGUGCGCGAGUAUUACUCUUCUUCCAGCACCUACCAUGGUCAUCGCCGGGGCAGGAUUGCGCUCCGGUCUUGUGGUGGACGUAGGAUGGGAGGAAACCGUCAUCACCGCUAUCUACGAGUAUCGCGAGGUGCAUGUGCGCCGCAGUGUCCGAGCCAUGAAGGCUUUGACUGUGAAAGUUGGCGCUCUGCUGGAUGCGAUCAGAAAGGAUCAGGAUGGGGCAAUCCGAGACACGCUCGUGCUGGAUUUCGAUUUUGUGGAGGAAUUCGUGGACCGUGCUGGAUUAUGUCACGCUCUGCUUCCAGUGAGGGGAGAGGAUUUGGCGGCAAAGACGGAGGCCAUGACUCUUGAAGACAGAUCAUCCAUUGAACCGGCUGACGACUUGACAGCGAGCCUCAUGAUUGACUGGCCUACCGACACUUCCUCACAUUCCAUCACUAUUCCCCUGCAACCAAUGCAUCAGGCGUGCCUCGACACGCUGAUAAAGCCGAGAAGCGAAGAAUACCCAGACGACCACGAACAAUCCGUCAGUCAGCUUCUGUAUCGAUCCCUCCUCGCUUUAUCCGCGGACGUUCGCAGUAUCUGCAUGUCGAGAAUCAUCUUUACAGGCAGGGGCACGAAUGUGGCGGGCUUGGCACAGCAUAUCCUCGAUACGACUAAUUCCAUCAUCCAAGAGCAUGGGUGGACACCUGUCAGAGGUGAACAUUUCAAGUCCAAGCGGAGCGGCCUUGCGGAGCUCGCUCAAGGCAGAGCUGCCCCUGCGGAUGUCAGACACGAUAUUACCCCUCCAGGGGCGGAUGACUUUGUGGAAGAGAGGCUCUUCAAGCAGAGAUCGAAAAGUGCCUAUCCACCCGUACCGGCUGUUUUGCGACAGGUCGGUUCUGUUGGGCCGUGGGCUGGAGCCAGCCUGAUAGCCAGUCUGAAGGCGAAAUCUUUUGUUGAGAUUGAGCGGGAAAGGUUCCUUUCUCACGGACUGGCUGGAGCACACCGUGAUUUUGAUCCUAGUAGUCUACAUCAACAGCGUGCUACUGCAGCGAAAGGACAUGAGAGAACUAGUUGGACGUUAGCAGGAUGGGGCUGA